UCGGUGCGUAAACAUCGAUGCGUGAUAAGUGCGCAUCGAGUACGGAUACACGUUGCCGGAGUAAAGAACGGCGCGCGGGAUCAACAUGUGACGUUUUAUAGAAAUAAACAAUAACGAUGAUCAAAGAAUUAAUGAUCUAUCGGCAAGUAAAAAAAUUUGAACCUUUUUGAAAACAGUUGUUUCGUCUUUAUUUAUUUUACGGAAAACAUGAGAUUGUUAUAACAUACCAAAGAUGGAGAAUCAAGGUUUCGAGGAAGAACAGCAAUCACGAGAGAUUUCGAACGCGGAUACCCACGUGUACGAGGAUAUUUUGCCUGGCGCGGAGGAUAUCUCGACGCAUACGCCAUCUCGACUUUCGAACGAAAAUCGUGCUCAACGAUAUUUCGUGUCGGGAGAUCGCGGCACGUCGACGAGAUCGUUGGACAGGCGAGAAGAGAUCGCCGGUGUCUUCGAGCGCAACUCGACGCUUCCGUUUCGGCGGAGUGCAGGCCUUGAUCCAUCUACCGGCACCAGCUCUUCUGUCCGCGUGACGAAUCGGAAGAGGAACAACGGGUGUCGAGAGGAUACGGAUGUCGCGUGGAAUACCUUCGUCGACGAUGCUCUCUCGUCUCGAGCACGGUCGACCGCUCUCCAAACAGACUCUAGACGUCCGAACAGAAGGCGCAGGAAGAAAGACUGCAAGCAUUGUAGAAGCAAAGUUGCCGCGUUCAUCGAUGGCGAACAGCGCCAAGUCGGCGAAAGAGAAAACGAAACCGUUGUGAAAGAGCAACAGCAACGUUUGCAAGUAUCCAAUGAUCCGCAAACUAUCCUCGAUCCGUGCAAUUUCGCUAUGCUGCCUGCUUGUUCGCCGAACGGCAACGCGAACGAGUUAACGGGUAACGAUUCGUCCUCUGUGUUCACGAUAUCCGAGAAAAUCGGAAAAGGAUCACCGGUAAAUUUGAUCGAAAGAAAGGAUGGUUGCACGAAUCUUGCCAAACCCACGGUGAUUAACGAAGACAACAACGCUCUGAUCAGAUCAGAGAAAAGUCGGUUAAGUUUGAGAGUGAAUUCCAUAUAUUCUCAAGAACGUUGGUAUACUAAGGGGGCAUCGAUAUUCUGCACGGAUGUUAAACAACAUGGUACAUUUCAGAGGGCUUACUCCCUCCCGGCUCGAACGCACACCCCGUCCUCCCAAAAUCGCAUUAACUUACGACGCUGUGUCAGAAGAGAACCACCUCCGCAUCCGGCCAGACUUCGAAAGCACAGACACGGUUGGACCCUGCAUCUGGAGCAUCCUCUCGAGGCUUCCAAAUGCACCAGAUCCCUCGUUCUGUUAAUCGUGUUGCUUUUGGGCGUCGGUGCUGUCGCUCUGUAUAUUGCUCUUGAACCGGAAAAGUUGCAGGUAAUUCAACAGUACCUGAAAUCUUCGACUAAUAACUCGUCGUCGAGUAAUAACACCGAACAACAGAAUGAAACAACGACCACGACGUCAUCAACGAAAUCAUCGCAAUUCUCACCUGCCACCAGCCCAAGUAUUCUUUUAAACAGUAACUCGUCAUUUCCGGAGAGCCAUACUCGACCAACAUCGGAAGCGGAAACGGAAGUUACGAGCCCUAUCGAAUCGAAUCUCAAUUCCACCAGAUACUGCGACGAUUGCUUGCCAAAAGAGGUUUGCGUUGCUCUUGUCGACGAGGAAGUACCGAUUUGCAGGAUACCCAACGAUCCCAAAGAUCCAACCGGAUGUGCCGGUUUCUGUCUUAUCAACAAACAAAAAUGUCAUCGUCUUGAUACCGAUGCUUUUAGAUGCGUUGAAAUGGAACAUUAUUGCCUGGACAACGAAUGGGCUUGUCUAAAUACGUUAUGCAUCCCUCUCGAGAAACAUUGCGAUGGACACAUGAAUUGCUAUGAUCAUUCAGACGAAUACAAUUGCGAUUGCGAUUUGCAGACACAUUUUCAAUGUGGUAACGAGACUUCCUGUCUUCCAUUGGAAAGAAGAUGUGACGGCAAGAUAGAUUGCUGGGACGCAGCCGACGAGAUUAAUUGUACUCUAGGUCAUAAUCUCGGUGGGUCGUGUCCCUCGGAAAACGAGUUCACGUGCAGCAAUGGACAGUGCAUAUCAAAAGCUCGCUUCUGCGAUAGCCUACCAGAUUGUCUCGAUGGAUCUGACGAACCUCAUGGAUGCCAAGGACGAUGCAAUAAACACGAAUUCACAUGCCAAAACAAUAGAUGCAUUACGAAAGGAAUGAAGUGCAACGGGAUCGAUGAUUGCGGUGAUGGAAGCGAUGAGAGGCAUUGCAAGGAUCGAUUCUCUUAAUUUUACGUAAUAUCUGAUUGAAGAUAUUUUUUUACAUUGCGUUACAGUAUUUUUGUUACGGAUUAAUGUAAUUAAACGUUGUACAUAACUGUAUAAACGUGCAAUGGUACGGAAUAAACAUUUCACGAAUAAAAUACGUAACAUUAGAGUGUAAUUAGGAAACAAUAUAUUUUAUUAUUGUAUCAUAUGAUAGAUUACAAAUACAUUUUUACUGCAAUCUA
This is a messenger RNA of Apis laboriosa (Himalayan honeybee), 2514 nucleotides long. RefSeq lists its product as uncharacterized. The record is from RefSeq and is a predicted model, not a curated record. Lineage: Eukaryota; Metazoa; Arthropoda; Insecta; Hymenoptera; Apidae. Gene Ontology annotation, molecular function: protein binding.